AUGGUCGCAACUGGAAGCGACCAAUCUUCAGAAUAUUCCAAGAAGAAUGACGAUGGCAUCGUCCUUAUUCCUCAGCCGAGCGAUGACCCGGAAGACCCCUUGAACUGGCCCAUGCACAAGAAAAUUACCAUAUUCGCAUGUAUCUGUCUGGCCGGUUUCGCGGGUCAGAUGUCGCCUAAUUCCAAUCAACUCACCUUCGUCUACCAAAUCCCAGCAUAUCACAAGACUCAAACCGACCUACUAAACUCGGUUGCCGCUGGUCUAGCAGGAUGGGUCGCAGGGCCUUUCUUCAUCAUUCCUCUUGUGGCUGUCAUCGGUCGCAGUUCAGUGGUACUCUGGAGUCUGGUGGCUAUUUUCGCCUGCCAGAUUUGGGCUGCCGAGAUGACGGGUGCUGAUGACUAUAUCUCCUUCACUAUUUCGCGGCUGUUCUGCGGCAUGUUCGGUGGUAUUCCUGCUAUCCUGGGUAGCGGUUACAUCAUGGAUAUGUUCUACCUGCAUCAGCGGGGUAAGGCAUUCGCCAUCUUCGAAGUCCUUAUCAUUUUUGCUGUCGUCGGCGGUGGUACUCUGGGCGGUUUCAUUGCCGAGCAUAAGCCCUGGAACUAUGUCUUUUGGUGGACUCUGGGCCCUGUGGGUGCGGCCAUCAUUGCCGUGUUUUUCUUUGUUGAAGACACUACUUUUCCCCGGGACCCAUCCAUGCCGAAGCGUGCUCCCCUUCCCAAGGGCUGGCUUGCCAAUCGCAUCGCCACCUACUUGCCGGGUACUAGGACACAACCAUCGGGCAAGGGACCAGAAUUCGUCCGCAAAGCAAUCACCCCCCUCCAGAUCACAUUCACCCCCAUCACACUCCUAACAGGAACCUACAUCUUCAUUGCCCUCGGUCUCCCCAUCAUGCAAGCCUCCACCUUGGCUACCUACCUCGAACCCCCCGAGGAAGCAGGCGGAUAUGGGUUCUCCUCCCUCCAAAUGGCCUUCUUCACCAUGACAGCCUGGGUCGGAAUCAUCAGCGCCCAAGUUUACGGCUUCUUCUUCAACGACAAGACACCUCUCUGGCUCGCCCGUCGCCGCGGCGGAACCUGGCACACAGAAUACCGACUCGCAAACACCAUCUUGCCGAGCAUCAUCCUCCCCAUCGGCCUCGGUAUCUACGGCGCCGGCCUCGAAUAUCACCUCCACUUUAUGGUUCUGGCACUGGGUUCGUUCCUCAUCUGGUUCGGAGCCCUGCUUGCCCUCCCGGUCUGCUAUAACUAUAUCAUCGAAUGUUUCCUGAAUAACCCCGUCGAGGCUUCUGUGUCGCUUAACGCGUAUCGGGUCUCAUUUGGGCUGAUGUCUGUGUUCAUCGUUACGCAGUGGCAGUCUUCUGUUGGCGUGGGCUGGAUGUGGGGGAUGGGUGCGUUUUUGAUUGUUUUUGUUGAUAUCAUCAUGGCGGUGAUUAUCUUAAAAGGGCAUUUGGUGAGGAAAUGGACUGCUACUCUGGGUAGCUCUUUGGAUGUUACUGAGGAUGGAGCGAAUAUUAGCGCGAAGAAGGAGGGUGGUGUGUGA
This is a messenger RNA of Aspergillus caelatus, 1539 nucleotides long. Its product is annotated as synaptic vesicle transporter. NCBI's taxonomy places the organism in Eukaryota, Fungi, Ascomycota, Eurotiomycetes, Eurotiales, Aspergillaceae. The transcript has 3 exons. Gene Ontology annotation, molecular function: transmembrane transporter activity. The coding region runs from base 1 to 1539 and encodes 512 amino acids. The record is from RefSeq and is a predicted model, not a curated record. Gene Ontology annotation, biological process: transmembrane transport.